UGUGUGUGUGUGUGUGUGUGUGUGUGUGUGUGUGUGUGUGAGACAGGAUGAUGUCGGGGACAGAGCAGAGACCUCCGGAGACUCUUUUCUCUCCGCUCCAACCAGGACACCCUGCAGGAGACACAGGUUCUUCUGGUCCUGAUGAUCUCUUCGAGGAGGACUGUUACUCUCCGUCCUCUCUGUCCUCGUCCUCCUCGGCGUCUGUCCCCACCGUGGUGUCUCUGCCGGGGAAGACUCUGUGUUCGUCCUGCGGCCUGGAGAUCCUGGACAGAUACCUGCUGAAGGUGAACAACUUGUGUUGGCAUGUCCGCUGUCUGUCCUGCAGCGUCUGUAACACGUCACUGGGACGACACGUCAGCUGCUUCAUCAAGGACAAACAAGUCUUCUGUAAACUCGACUACUUCAGGAGGUACGGGACCCGCUGUGCUCGUUGUGGCCGUAACAUCCACUCCGGUGACUGGGUGCGGAGGGCCCGGGGCAGCUCCUUCCACCUGGCCUGUUUCUCCUGCUGCUCCUGUAAGAGGCAGCUCUCCACCGGGGAGGAGUGUGGCCUCCUGGAGAACCGGGUGUUCUGCAGGCCGCAUUAUGACGUCAUGAUGGAGAACAUCAAGCGGGCCAAGGAGAACGAGGAAUCAAAGUUAGAGGAAGAUGUUUCGGAGAAAGACGAGUGCAGCUCGAUGCCCAGACCUGCUAAGAGAGCCAGGACCAGCUUCACUGUGGACCAGCUGCAGGUGAUGCAGACUCAGUUUGCUAAAGACAACAACCCAGACGCUCAGACCCUCCAGAAGCUGGCGGAGAGGACCGGGCUGAGCCGAAGAGUCAUUCAGGUUUGGUUUCAGAACUGUCGAGCUCGUCAGAAGAAGUACAUCAGCCCAAACUCCGCCUCCUCCACCUUGAUGACAUCACUGGCUCCUGGUCAGCUGACUCCGCCUCUGAUGGAGGAUCUGCAGUACACCACCUACCUUUCUCCUGAUGCUCCGCUCCUCACAACGCUCACUUAUAUGGACGUCCAGAGUCCAGACCCUCUGAUGCUUCAGCCGCUCGUAUCCCAUUCGCUGACACAGCUGCCAGUCAGCCACGCCUGAGCUAGAGCCCGCCUCCCAAACCCAAGGCAGACCGUGAUUGGCUGAUGGGAAGAAGAUGAUGAUGAUGAGCACCAUUUACUCUUUAAUCAAAAGCUCGUAUGAAGAUUGGAAGACUUUAAUUCAAACUGUCCAAACAGUAAACGAUGAGUUUAAUUUUUCACGGCCUUGUUAAUUAAUUUCAUCCAAUUAUACAGAUUCAGAGGUAAGAAUCUGAUUUGUCAAGUGAUUUAUAUGUGAGAUGAUAAAACUUUUGUUAAUAUGUAUAUGUAAUGCAUUUAUUUGUGUUUAAUUUAUUUGGAGAAUAUGAUGAGAUAAGUCACUUUGUUGGUGUAAAACUGAGUGUCGGUUUGGUUUUCAGUUUGGUUAUUUAAGGAUGUUUGAGGAUAAUGAAAUGGUCAGAAGACACAGAGAGAGUUUGGGGCGAUUCUCCUCCGUAAAGACGACUUUCUUCAGUUUAUUCUGCUCAUGAAGACACAUAGAUUCUCCUUAUUAACUCUUCAAUCUGUUUCAUCUUCUCAAAACAUCCACAUGUCUGAUUUUGGAUAAAGAUGCCUUUCAGUAGAUAAGAUUCAGUGUUAAGCACAGAUUAAAAAGUGAUAGAAGCAGAUGUUUGAAGUGCACAUGGGGGAUGGAUUCACAUUACAUGUUACUGGAAUUAAAGUUCAUGGCUGCAACAAAAA
Molecule: messenger RNA, 1765 nt
Organism: Centropristis striata (black sea bass)
Lineage: Eukaryota; Metazoa; Chordata; Actinopteri; Perciformes; Serranidae
Product: LIM/homeobox protein Lhx8-like
Exons: 8
Coding region: 48-1085 (345 amino acids)
Biological process (GO): forebrain neuron development; neuron differentiation; regulation of transcription by RNA polymerase II
Cellular component (GO): nucleus
Molecular function (GO): DNA-binding transcription factor activity, RNA polymerase II-specific; RNA polymerase II transcription regulatory region sequence-specific DNA binding
Source: RefSeq, a predicted model, not a curated record